CGUUGAUCUUUUUCGACGCCGUAAAAAAGCGUAAUGGAUUCUGAGUUUGGUUGUUAAAUUCCGCGAUAGACAUCAUCGCUUUUAAGGAGAGUUUAGAUUUAUAUUUGGCAAGUGAACACCAUGGAUGCAAUGGAGACUAUUGUAAUAACAAAUAAUGAAGGGAAAGAGACAGAUAAGACCAUAUCCGGUUCCGACGUGAGUAAAACGAGAGCAGGUUGGUACUCAGUUCAUCAAGUAAAAUAGGUUUCAUCCCUCAUCGCAUAAUGCGAUGAGGAACUGAAUUUAUUUGGACCGUGCAAGUUACAUGGCAGCUUGUCAAUACCCGGCUGGAAAUGGACCACGCUUUUGACCAGCCUGUGUGCAAGAAGAAGAAACUGUGGGAAGUGGUGGCAGAGAAAGUAAACAGCAAACUGAGGGAGUCGGAGGCCUCAGAUUUCACAGUAAAAGCAUACGAGUGUGAUCUCAAGUGGAGAAAUAUGCUGGCCACAUACAGGAAGAACGCAGAGCGGGCAAAGCGGCUGGGGCCCGCCAGCGUCCACUGGGAGUUCUUUAAGGCCAUGCAUGAGGUCCUGGGGAAGAGCAGAGAUGAGAUCGAAGCCCAGCGCAGGGCCAAGCUCAGUGGCACUAAGGUGGGCAAGGCUAUAGCGAGCAAGAGGUUUACGCCAAUCCUGCCCACGCCUCCCAUUAUGCCCGCUCCCUGUCCCGCCAAGCCUCCACAGGACGUCCUGCAACUGUACAUGGAUUUGCAGGAGAGGAAGUUGAACAUGUGGGUGCAACAGAAAGCACUGGAGGAGAGGAAAAUAGAAGCAAUCAACAAUCUGGCCCAGGCCAUCUCCAGUCUGGCUCAGAAGAACAGGAUGACAAACGAAGGACACUAGGACAGCAGCUUCUAUCAGACUUUCAUGACACUAUAUUAAUGCUGCGUGUUUUAAACCUCAUCAUAAAACAUUUGAUCAAAAAAUAA
Messenger RNA from Oryzias latipes (Japanese medaka), 964 nucleotides. Lineage: Eukaryota; Metazoa; Chordata; Actinopteri; Beloniformes; Adrianichthyidae. The record is from RefSeq and is a predicted model, not a curated record.